AUGGCCAGCAACCUUUACGAAACACUUGGCUUGAGCAGAGAUGCUACUCCAGACCAGAUUCGCAAGGCUUAUAGGAGGAAAGCUUUAGAAACUCAUCCUGACCGCUUGCCUCAAGGCGCUUCUCCGGCGCAGAAAUCCGCAUCAGAGGAGAUGUUCCGUAAGGUCAAUAAUGCUUAUGAAGUCCUCAGCAACCCAGACAAUCGCAAGGCUUAUGACCAAUACGGAGUAUGGCCGCCUCCAACUGCCCAGGAGAGUUACACUCAGGGCAACUGGCAACACCCUUUUAUACUCUUCAAUCAGAUUUUUGGAGAUCUCCAUCAAGCCUUUUCGAGAGAUCCCUUCGGUGAUCCAUUCGGCCAUCGGGAUGAUGGCUUUUUUGGCCGAGGGUUCAUGUCUCCAAUGUCCAUGCCUCACAUUACGAGUUCGCCGUUUGGAUUUCUCACUGGCGGAAACGUAAAUGCAUACAGCUCUUCUUCCCGUGGGGGAUUCGCUGGUGGCCCGAACAGCUCUAGAUGGGUUUCCGAGAGCUACACAACUUCUACAGUGAAUGGCGUUACCCACACCAAAGCUGUUCGUAGAGAUUCACAAGGUAACGAGCACGUCACCUACUCAUUCCCGGAUGGUACCGAGCGCCGCCUGAUCAAUGGUGUCGAGCAACCUUCAAACUCUAACCCUCCCCCAUCUCAUCAUAACAACCGUGCCAUCGCUGCACCGCCGCCAAGUCAAGACCCUCCUCCGCCAUACGAUACUGUUAUCCCUCCCCCAGCUUCAGGAUCCAGGCGCUCAUCGCGGUCCAUUCACUCCAGGUCCCGGGACUAUGCAAGGCAACCCCAAGAUCCCAACCCUACAUACUCGAUGCAGCCACAGGCGCCUUACGCCUCGCAAUAUGCGGAUCCAAAUUCAUCUGGACACCAGAAGAACAAUAGGAGACAUGCUAGCGCAGACGAGGCGCGAGGUGGGACUGCGUGGAACUUUUGGAAGUGAAUGAAGCUAUGAUCAAGAUGAUGAAAUUAUUGUCUCCAUACCUGGCCAUUCACUUUGAUUGCGGACGAUUCUGCAAUGUAUUUGUUGUUUGUUUAUUUAUUUUCAUUCUCCCAGUGUUGUACCCUCGUCCACUGUAUGUUGUAUUCCACUUUGCUACCUCCCUAUGGAGAACUUGGUCAUUUCUUACUGAGUAGUAAGGCUACUGACAAUGGAAGAAUUAACUUUGUUCAUACACAUCAAAAAUUUCAAAAUUUCGUUAAUCGUUAAUACAUAAUGCACCGCGAUAAAUUCAAAA
Molecule: messenger RNA, 1279 nt
Organism: Suillus subaureus
Lineage: Eukaryota; Fungi; Basidiomycota; Agaricomycetes; Boletales; Suillaceae
Product: DnaJ domain-containing protein
Exons: 7
Coding region: 1-984 (327 amino acids)
Cellular component (GO): cytoplasm; nucleus
Molecular function (GO): protein-folding chaperone binding; protein folding chaperone
Source: RefSeq, a predicted model, not a curated record